CAAACAUCUGGAGAAGCUUGUGGUGCGGGACUUCAUGGGUAGUCCGCGCUUCUUCAUCACGGAUGAGGAUAUUGAGCUCAUUUGGUGCGGCUACGAAGAGACGCUGAGGGACACGCCGUUUGGUGAUGCUGUAUUGUGGUUCAUACUUGAGCAGGUCAUGUCGGGUACGCACGCGCUUGCUGACGAGGUGAGGUGGCUGUUGGAGCAGGAUGAGUAUGCGGAUCUUAAGGCAAGAGUUAGAUGUGAGCUGAAGAAGGCUGAGUGGAGGAGCAUGGGCAGGACAUCCUUCCUUGACCGCCGUCACAAAGACAGAGGAAGCAUGAUGGCUGUUGGGGGUUCUGAGUCGAUGCUUGAAGGUAAGGAAUCAGCUAAUGUAGGCGUGGCUGGAACUGACAAACCGUUGCCUCGUCUGCCUGCGACAUCGUAACGGUGGAGGGUCAGCUGCGGUGGAGUUUUGGGUCUGCAAAUGAGAUCUUAGUAUGAAGUAGACUUACGAUUAUUGAAUUUCGA
Didymella exigua CBS 183.55 is the source of this 510-nucleotide messenger RNA. RefSeq lists its product as uncharacterized. NCBI's taxonomy places the organism in Eukaryota, Fungi, Ascomycota, Dothideomycetes, Pleosporales, Didymellaceae. The record is from RefSeq and is a predicted model, not a curated record. The transcript has a single exon. Bases 35 to 427 code for a protein of 130 amino acids.